GUAGGUAUCUAUUCAACUAUUUUUCUAUUUCAUUGAACACAUCAAAAAUUGAACUGAAUGGCAGUUCAUUAAAACUUGUCUUCUAUGAACUCUUUACCAAAAUGUUUUUAACAGCCAUUUACAACCAUGCAUGAAAUUAAAAAAUUGACCGUAUUUUUAUCUCAGAUACCGGUAAUCCUUUGAAUAAUUAAAUUUUAAAAUGCCGGUGACAAAAUUGAAGUAUGUUGUUGGAUUCGGAAAGUCUGACCCAGCAAAAGUUCCUGUUUUUAUUGUAGGACAACUCAGGAAUUUGAAACAGGUCAAAUGGUCAACUGUUGCACCAAGGCUAGAAUCUAAAGUUUCAGCGGCAUCUUGGAAAUCGGCCGUCGCAGCAUUACAUCCGAAUCCCACUGACAGCUGUUCCUUAUGGCAAAACAACGCAACUUUAGCUUCAUUUACUCAUCUUGUGAGUCGCCACAAUACACCAUCUGGUGCAUAUCAUAUUCCUAAACUCAUGAGGAGCUGCAUUUCUGGAAAAGCAGAGAAUCAGAGCAUUGUUAUAGUUUGUGAACCCCAAGAUGUAUUUGCAUGUGGCUGUUCUGUUGCCAGGGUAUUUCCAACGUUUUCAAUGCGCACUGGAAGAAAUUUAUCAAUUUCAAAUACAAUCAGUAUAGAGUUCAUCAUUAUUUCACCCGGUGGUGAAAGCAUUCAUUUGGAUGAUUCGAUGGCGGAAUGUCUUGAUGAUGCUGCAUAUUCUGUUCGUCUUUCUGCAAAAAUAGUAGAUGCGCCAUGUAAUUUUAUGCAUACUGACGCCUUUUUAGAUGAGAUUCGUACAGUCGGAUCUGAUCUUGGAAUUACACCUUUUAUAAUUCAAGGGAAAGAUCUUGAUGAAAAAGGGUUUGGUGGAAUAUAUGGAGUGGGGAAGGCUUCGGUGCAUCAGCCUGCCUUGGCCAUUCUUAGCCACCAGCCAGAAGGAGCCACUCAAACCAUUGCAUGGUGUGGAAAAGGUAUUGUUUAUGAUACAGGUGGGCUCAGCAUAAAGGGAAAGACCACUAUGCCAGGAAUGAAGCGUGAUUGCGGUGGGGCGGCUGCUAUUUUGGGUGCAUUCCGUGCUGCAGUAAAAAGAGGGUUCAAAGAAAAUCUCCAUGCUGUUUUCUGCCUUGCUGAAAAUUCAGUUGGACCACACUCUGCUCGUCCAGAUGACAUUCAUACCCUUUAUUCUGGUAGAACGGUGGAAAUCAACAACACAGAUGCUGAAGGAAGGUUGGUUUUAGGUGAUGGUGUUGCUUAUGCAUCAAAAGACUUGAAAGCGGACAUUAUUCUUGACAUGGCUACUCUCACAGGUGCUCAAGGUAUUUCAACAGGGAAAUAUCAUGGUGCUGUACUUUCCAAUCGUGAAGACUGGGAGAAUGCAACUGUUAAAGCUGGUCGAACAAGUGGGGAUCUCACUUUUCCACUUGUUUACUGUCCAGAGCUGCAUUUUUCGGAAUUCACUUCAGCUGUUGCGGAUAUGAAAAAUUCUGUCGCUGAUCGCUCCAAUGCUCAAAGUUCCUGCGCUGGCUUAUUCAUCGGCAGUCAUUUAGAAAAUGGAUUUCAUUUUAAAGGUUCUUGGAUUCAUAUCGAUAUGGCUUAUCCAGUUCACAGUGGAGAGAGGGCAACAGGAUAUGGUGUUGCAUUAUUACUCUGCUUAUUUGGUCAAGCAUCUGAUGAUAAAAUGCUCCAGCUUUCAUCACCUUUACAGCAGUCAUCAGUACAAGCUACUGGAGAUGUCAUGAAUCAUUCUGCAGUGGAUGGUGAAGAGUCUAGCUCAAAACGAAGGCGAUUAAUCUGAGGCGAAGCAACACACAAAUCCUAUUGGUAUACCCUAAUAGGUCUUACUGUAAUUCCAUUUGCCACAAUCAAUAACGUUGUAGCCAGGCACAUAAUCACAAAUUUUCAAGAAAUAGGUUUCAGGAAGAAGUGCAAAAUUUUUAUAUUUUUGAAAAUAUCGAAGAAAUUUGUUUGACUGAAAAUCAUUAUUUCUCCUGGAAUCAACUCCUAAUUUUGGUCGAAAAGUUGAUCUACUAAAAUAAAUUCGUCUACCUUUGCUGAUCAGUUUAUAUUAUAAAAAAUUACAUCAUAUAGCCGUUAAAUUUGGGGCUUAAUUACAUUUUUAUCGAAUCUAUACAAUUCUGUAUUUUUUCAUGUUGUAGGAACAUGUAAGAAUUGUUAGGAACAUGUACAGAAUAUAAUUGGCACACCAUUAAUAGUUCUGAGUUUUGAAAAUUAGAAAGGCAAAAAGAGUAAAUAUGGGGCUCUCAACAUCACAACGAGAUUUGUUGCAUCCAUCUGCUGUUGUUUUUUAAUUGAAUGCAUCGAUUUGAUUUCACUACAUUACAUCUAAGAUUCCAAGAAAAUGACAAUAUGUAAAAAUGGCUUUUCCAGAGGGCAAGCUAUAAUUUCCAAAGUAAUAUAAAUUGUAGAUUUAGCAAUAUAUUCGCUGAAAAGCCAAGAACUAUUAUUUUAAUAAUAUUUAUUUGUACUGUACAUGGAUUGAUUCUGUGCAAGGGCAAAUAUUAUGAAAUUUUGAGACUGGAUAUGUCUUUUGAUUUAAUUAAACUAAUGAAAUAUCAUAAAUUUGGCAGUCUGUUUCAUAGGCUGUAGUAGAGGCUUGAACCAUGUUAUCCCAAAAUCCAAAUGAAAUAAAUUUACAAAUUUUAACCCUCAGAACCACAUCCGCUGUGUUGUACAUUGAUAAAAUGCGUUAAGUUAAUUAGAAUCAUAAUAUAUUCGAUUUUUAUAUUGUUGCAUUAGCCUGUUAAUCCAAGUAGAAGCAAUUACAUUAAUCUCUUGAUUCAGCAUAUAAAAGUUAUCACUAAAAAAUCGAAAUUUUUCAACUGUUGUGUGUCAUGGUUGUUUCUUUCACAUGUAGCUUGUUUUGAACUUAAUUUAAUGUGUUGAUGCAUCAUAUUUGACUGGUGGUCACCUGCAACUCGGUCAUAGUGAAAUUUAUAUUCAGUUUUGAUAUUCUACAUUACUACUGAAUGUGUUUCCUAUUUUUUUUGUUGAUCAAAAAUGCACUAUUAUGGCAUAAGUUGUACUUCCUAUUGAAGAAGAAUUGCAAUCAGCUCCUAACUUUUCAUAACAAGUAUUUAAUUAUUGGUAGAAAGUUUUUAGUGAUGCCCAAUGCGCUCAGAAGCGGUUGAAAAUACGAGUUGGUAACAUGG
Molecule: messenger RNA, 3185 nt
Organism: Styela clava
Lineage: Eukaryota; Metazoa; Chordata; Ascidiacea; Stolidobranchia; Styelidae
Product: putative aminopeptidase NPEPL1
Biological process (GO): proteolysis
Cellular component (GO): cytoplasm
Molecular function (GO): manganese ion binding; metalloaminopeptidase activity
Source: RefSeq, a predicted model, not a curated record